CUAGAUGAAUCUUGUAAGGAUUUUAUCCGCUUUUUGCGUUAUUCCAGUGGUUUCAAUGCACUUUUAAAAUGCGUGGAUAACAAACAUCUCCCCCUUGAAAACAAAAUGUAGAACAUAUUCGUGAAAGCCUACCAAGUGUUUGACAGCAAGGAGGUGUUUACGAUGGCUGUGCUGUAACAUCAGUGUGACUCAGGUUUGGUGCAUUGCCUGGCGAUGCGAUGAUAUGCUGCUUGGAUGGGGUUAGAAAUGGAAAAUCGUUGUGGGACGUCAAAACCUCAACACCUUGACUAACGACGAUCGCAGGAAAUCACUGAUUAUUUUCAUCUGCUCUGGCUUGUGCAUGACGACGUUCCUGUAAAAUAAGAAUUGUGGGUAUGGAGGAGAGUACUGAGGAACUGAGGGAGGAGUGGACCUUGCUCCUCUGGACCACGGUUGCUGUUCUGGUCCCAGUGCUCAUCACGCUGUGGUGCAGCUUCCAGCGUCCUAAACGCAAAGUUCAGCUGAAAGAUCUGUUCCGAAAGAGCAAACACGGCUGGCACUACACAGAUCUGUUCAACAAGCCCACCUACUGCUGCGUGUGUUCUCAGCCCAUCCUGCAGGGGGCGUUCUGUGACUGCUGCGGCAUAUGUGCGGAUGAGCAGUGCAUACAGAGGGCAGAUCGCAUCCUCUCGUGUAAGGAGAUCAUGACACAGAGACAGACAGAUGGGAGGUUUUACCAUCAGUGGGUCAGGGGAAAUGUGCCCCUCGCCAGCUACUGUGCCAAGUGCAAACAGCAAUGCGGGACUCAACCUAAACUUUGCGACUAUAGGUGUGUAUGGUGUCAGACCACAGUGCAUGAUGACUGCCUUUCUAGUCUGAAUGAUGAUCUGUGUGAUCUUGGAGAGUUCCGCUCUGUUAUCAUACCUCCAUAUUACCUCUAUCAAGUCAACAAGCUCCGCCGAAGACACCCUGAUGAGUACAGUAAGCAAUGGUGGAAAGUUCAAGUUGUCUCCAAAGGAAACUAUUUUCGUAAGCCAAAGGUGUUGUCCAUGAAUAAUUAUUUCUCAGUGGGUCCUGAUGCUCUCAUGGCAUUGAACUUCCAUGCGCACAGAGAGAAAACGCCCUCCUUUUUCUCCAGCCGAAUCAUCAAUAAGGCAGUGUACUUCCUCUAUGGUACCAAAGAUUGUUUAGUGCAAGAAUGUAAAGAUCUGGAUAAGAGGAUUGAGCUGGAGCUGGAUGGAGAGCAAGUGAAUUUGCCCAGUCUGGAGGGGAUAAUAGUGUGCAAUAUCGGCUACUGGGGCGGUGGCUGUAGACUGUGGGAGGGAAUGGGAGAUGAACCCUAUCCUCCAACACGUGUGGAUGAUGGUUUAUUAGAGGUGGUGGGGGUGUAUGGUUCGUUCCACUGUGCACAGAUCCAGGUGAAACUGGCCAAUCCUGUGAGGCUGGGACAGGCACAUACAAUACGGCUGGUGUUGAAGAGUUCUCGGAUGCCAAUGCAGGUGGAUGGAGAGCCAUGGGCGCAGGGUCCAUGCACCAUCACCAUUACCCAUAAGACCCAGGCCCUCAUGCUGUACCACAGUGCAGAACAGACAGAUGAUGAUGACUCCAGCGCCUCAGAGGGUGAAGAACGCUCAGCCGAUCACAUUGACACAACUAGCAACACACAGGAAACAGUGACAGAGUCUUAGUAAGGCUGUAAUCACUCUCUCUGUGCUAUUUCCACCUCAGAAAGUAGCACAGCAUGAAAGGAAGACACCCUGAUGUGAUAAAUGUCUGAUGCCAUAAACGUAAAUGUACAUAAUGUGCAUGUGCUGCUCUAGUAAUAACAUCUGCAGUGGUUAUUUCUGAGUUAAAAAGCCCCUUCUCUCUCAAGCACAUCUUGUGGACAGUUUGUUCUCAAAUUGUCCACAAGAUGUCUAUCUCUGACAUUGGUUUUGUAGAUUUGCGUGCAUAAUUUUUUAUUUAUUUUUCCUGCCAGGGAGUGCUACCCGGAAGCUCUAAGAAGUGGCUCAGGUUUUAGCCAUUUAGUCCACAAUGGAAUCAUAUUCAGUUGUUAGCAGAGCUCAGGCAAUCAUAAAAAAGAGAAUUCAGUCCAGUGGAGAAUGUUACAAACAAAGCUGCUUAGACACCAAUGUUUUGCACUGAUCUUAAGUGCCAUAGGUCUGUGAAAAUACAACUCGCUGCAGAAAUCUUGUAUUUGAGUUGUAUAAAUUAAGCUGUGAAAAUUUUUUAUUUAGGACAUUAUGUUUUGUUUCACCUUUGCACUGCUUGAAUCUAGAGUAGAUUGUGAAUGGACUUGCCAUUGAUAUCUUAUUAUUUUGCAACUAUUCAACUUGUGUUAUUGUUUUUGUUUAUGAAAUAGCAGUAAAAUGUUUCAGAGCACUGGAUUAAGAUACAUUCUUUAUUUUGCUGUUUGCAUACGCUGAUCAUCAGGCAUUUUUAUUGUGUUUUAUUCAUUGUUCAUUUUCUCCACUUUUCCAUAGAGAUUUGUUAUGUUUUUAUGCAUCCUGCUUGAGUAAAAUUUACUUUGCCUAGAAUAUAUCCACCCUAAUAGGCUUUCUGAGUAUUUUCUUUAGUCCCACUCUUCCAAGUCUUUCUGCUUUCAGUGCGAUUGUAGCAAAAGAACGGCAAUGUUCUUGAAAAACUAAGCCAGGAUAGAAAAGAAAAACAGCUUUAGGAGUGGUAUGUGUCAUACAUUUCAUAUAGUCACAUCUAUGGCUUUCCUAUUGGAAAAGCACUCAAGCACAUGCCAUUCUCU
Molecule: messenger RNA, 2737 nt
Organism: Sinocyclocheilus rhinocerous
Lineage: Eukaryota; Metazoa; Chordata; Actinopteri; Cypriniformes; Cyprinidae
Product: diacylglycerol kinase epsilon
Exons: 9
Coding region: 375-1667 (430 amino acids)
Biological process (GO): phospholipase C-activating G protein-coupled receptor signaling pathway
Cellular component (GO): membrane
Molecular function (GO): ATP-dependent diacylglycerol kinase activity
Source: RefSeq, a predicted model, not a curated record